This is a messenger RNA of Thlaspi arvense, 927 nucleotides long. NCBI's taxonomy places the organism in Eukaryota, Viridiplantae, Streptophyta, Magnoliopsida, Brassicales, Brassicaceae. The record is from the annotation of a GenBank genome assembly.
AUGGUAGGCGACGAUAGUAACAGUGCGGAGGCGGAUCAGUGUCUACUUACUUCGGAGAAGCUCUUGGCCUCAAGUGACUUCCACGGAGCAAAGACAUUUGCGAUCCGUGCAUGCGAAGCCGACCCUUCCCGAACAGAUGCAGCGGACCUUAUCCUCGCCAUCUCCGACACUCUCCUCGCCGGGGAAUCCACCGUCGGAGAUUCGAAACUACCAGACUGGUACCCGGUGCUCCGACUCGUCCGGCUAACACAAAACCCCGAACACGCCGCGAUUCAGUACCGUAGACUCGCUCUUCUCCUCAGUCCCGCGGUUAAUCAUCUCCCUUUCGCCGAUCGGGCGCUUAAGCUCGUCUCUGAUGCUUGGUGCGUCCUCUCUGAUCCUCCCAGGAAAUCAAUGUACGACCGAGAGCUGCAGAUGACACAAAUUGGUCAAUUCGGCCAAACCCAUAGCGAAUCGCAGCGAUUUCAGUCCCGACGGGAUUCGCCGCCAUUGCAGAGCGAAGCUGAGACCUCGGAGAAUCCUAUGGCUACAAGCUUUUGGACUGCUUGUCCAUUCUGUUUCGCGCUUUUUGAGUACCCCAAGGGGUACGAGGGAUGCGUGUUGAGGUGUCAGCAAUGUAGAAGAGUGUUUGAAGCGGUUAAGACGCAAACGCCACCAGUGGAGGGUAAUGGUGAAGGCGUUUACUUCUGUUCAAUGGCUGUGUUCCCAUUAGCGAUUUCAGAUCGUGCGAAAACCUCUGGCUCUGGUUGGUCGCCAAUUUCACACCUCUUUGUUUACCCUGUGCAAAGCUCUGAUCAGCAAGCAAAUGUUAAGAAGGCUCCUCCAAGAAACUGUUACGAUGAUAAUGAUGAUGACUUGUAUAUUAUAAUAUCUGAUGAUGAAGACAGUCGGAGAGAUGAUGCGAAGGGAAACCAGAAAGGUGGAUAA